This is a messenger RNA of Dendronephthya gigantea, 1164 nucleotides long. Its product is annotated as coiled-coil domain-containing protein 58-like. NCBI's taxonomy places the organism in Eukaryota, Metazoa, Cnidaria, Anthozoa, Malacalcyonacea, Nephtheidae. Gene Ontology annotation, cellular component: mitochondrion; mitochondrial intermembrane space. The transcript has 8 exons. The record is from RefSeq and is a predicted model, not a curated record. The coding region runs from base 359 to 868 and encodes 169 amino acids.
UAUUAUACUGCACUGCAUCAAUAUAAAACCCUGCUCUUUCUAACACCAGGGUUUCUUUAAUAAUCCAUAUUUUUCAUACUCUCUCAUCUCAGGCAAGCAAAGUUUCUUCUUUGUUUAUUGUAAAACUUGCAAGAAACUAACACGAGGAAAAUUGCGAUGUCGAUGUUCAAAUUGCAAGGAAGGAAGCUUUGUUUUAUCACAGUUUCUUGCAAGGGUCCAAAUGGUUGGGACGAUGUAUUGACCAAAGGUCGCAUGCAGCGACAAUGUGAAUCCAAUACAAACUGUCAGGAAAAAAACAGCUGAAUUUUAUUUCAAAUGUGGGGAACAUCAUGGUAGAGAUGAACAGGCGCCAUUAUCAAUGUUGAAAUCUAACAUCAGAAAUAUCCCCUGCAUCACAUGCUCUGAAACAUCGCACGUGGACAACAUGGCUGGUGCAGGGGAACAAGAAUUAUCUCAAAUGUCUUGCGAAGAUUUCACUGAAUUCAAGGAAGCUUUGAAGGUUUUAAGAUUACUCGAUGAUAAAAUUAUUUAUAGUCUUAAUAAAAGUGUACCAACCACAUCGUUUGCUGGGGAAAUAAACGCUGAAAAUAAGUGUAAAGAAUUAUAUACAGAGCUACUAGGUGCUUAUUCAACAAGAGAAAACGCUAUCAAGAAAUGUGUCACGCAAGUGUCUUCAUCAAUACAAAAACUACAAGAAAGACGUCAAGUUGAUGAAGAUAAUCCAGAAAUUCUAAGACAUCUUAGAAAGGAACAGACCAAGCUGAGGCUAAUGAGAUCUGAAUUAAAUGUAGAAGAAGUUGUACAACAACGUAGUUUAAAGGUAUUUAAUGAAAAAUGCUGGAAGGUUUUCAAACCGCCAUCAUCCUAACACCCCUGGUUGGAUACAACUAUUUGAUAGGAACUUAUAAAUGAUUUCCAUUGAAAAGAAACACCUCAUUUACAGUGCAUUAUUGCUUUGAAAGAGUUUGAGUCAUGGUUUUAAAUAUUUUUGCAUAUUACAUAACACUAUUCUCCUCAAUAAUAUGAUGCAAUAUGUAAACUAAUGCAAAAAAGAAUGCUUUAAACUCCUAACUGUUACUUGUAAUUUGGUAAAAAGCUGGGAACAAACAGUGAAAAUAUGUCCUGAUGAAAAAUAGUUGGAUCAACACUUGAACAAAUCUGCUU